AACGGCGCCGUCAGAUUUCCCGUUUCUAGAUUCCCGUCACUGUUAACAGGGACUGGGCCACCACCACGAUGCAAAACACACUCACACACUACCCUUGCCAGCACCACUAAGAAAAAGUAAAUUACCCAAUCCCAACCGUUAAACCCCCCUUUCGUCAUUAUCACAGUUUUCGUCUUCUCCGUACUACACGCGCGAACCAGCCUACGUUCACGCCACACCUCCCUUCCUUCCUUUCCAAUCCGCCCCUAAUUUCGCUCACUUUCAUCAGCAAAAACCAAAACCUGAAAAAGGAAGAGUGUGUGGAAAUUGGCAUCGCUCGCAAGAGCAACAACUAGUAGUACCUAAAGAGACAGAGAGUGUGCACAUCUAUGUCAUCUCAGGUCGGUGUCAGGACACGAGCCCGAGCCGCAUUAGCCAUGGAAGCUGCUACUGCCAGUUCAGCUCAACCCUCUUCGAAGAGAAAGAAGAUCUACGACACUAACCAUGUGGCAAAACUCUCCAAAACUCCGAGAACAAGUUCUUCCUCCUUCUUCAUACCUGCGACGGUGACGGAGAUUGUUCAGGAACGCUGCCUCAGCCCUACCUCCAGUGAAAUUCCGGCUUCUUGCUGCUCCAGCAACGGAUCCAUUGGCCUCGAUGAGGAUAGGAUCAAGCUCUUAGAUCUGGAGGUGGAGAGCGCGCAAGUUGAAACGUCGACGUGCAAUGGUGGUCAAGAAAUUGAGAGGAGAGAGAUGAAAAGUUCCAGCGAGCUUCGAGAGAAUUCACAGGAGCCGGAGCCAAUGGAGAUCAAUUCUCACCGUGCCUUAUCAAAGGCAAAAGCCAUGCCUACCGAGUUGGAGCUCGAGGAAUUCUUCGUUGCUGCGGAGAAGGACAUUCAGAAACGAUUUCAAGACAAGUACAAUUAUGAUAUUGUUAAGGACGUACCACUGGAAGGACGCUACGAGUGGGUUCAGUUGAAGCCAUGAACGUGUGCGUCUCGCCACCGAAGAAGAAAAACUCCGAUCAAUUUGAACAUGUCAUUUUGGUCUAUUUAUAUAUUGUUAAUUAAGUCUAGUCUAGGUCUUUGAUUUCAAUCUUAAUUAUCUUUUUAAUUUUACACCAGCCAAGACUCUUUUAUAUUCUGGUUGCAGCUUUUUUUAUAUUUCGGUGUGAUUAUAGGUUAAGGGUAAACAGGAAUUCAGCUUCGUUUGUUCUCUGUACGGAGAAGCAGCUUAAAGCUAGCUUGUGCAGAAAAAUACUGUAAAUUUCCCUUGGUGAAGAAGAACAAACGCUUCCAUUUUACAGACUUCAA
Molecule: messenger RNA, 1291 nt
Organism: Glycine soja
Lineage: Eukaryota; Viridiplantae; Streptophyta; Magnoliopsida; Fabales; Fabaceae
Product: cyclin-dependent kinase inhibitor 7-like
Exons: 4
Coding region: 369-965 (198 amino acids)
Biological process (GO): negative regulation of cyclin-dependent protein serine/threonine kinase activity
Cellular component (GO): nucleus
Molecular function (GO): cyclin-dependent protein serine/threonine kinase inhibitor activity
Source: RefSeq, a predicted model, not a curated record